GUGACAAAAUAAUUAAAAGUAGAAUAAUGAAAAAAACAUGCGAUAUUAAAGCUAAAUUUAUAUCCAUGAGAAAGGUUCUUCAGAGUUUUUUACCUCUUCCUGGAGUUUUGAAAACUAUUUUAGACUACAUGGAUAGUCUAUCAGAAGAGAAAGGUAUAAUAUCUAAUUUUAUUCAAGGCGAAUUAUGGCAACAUAAAAUACAUGCGUUUUUUCAAGGAAAAACAGUCCUCCCCCUUUUUAUUUAUUAUGAUGAUCUUGAAGUAUGCAAUCCACUUGGAUCUCAUGCUUCAAUUCAAAAGCUUGGAGAUGUUUUUUAUUCUAUUCCAUGUCUGCCUCCUCAGUUUCUUUCUCAGCUGGAAAAUAUUUUUUAGCUCUUCUUUUUCACUCAGUUGAUCGAAGUCAGUUUUCAAAUACAAGUAUCUUUACCAUUCUUGUUGAUGAAAUAAAUUACUUACAGAAAGAAGGUUUAAAAAUACAAACGAGAGAAGGUUCUUUCCAUAUUUAUUUUGCUUUAGGUCUUGUUUUGGGUGACAAUCUCGGAUUAAACUCAGCUUUGGGUUUUACUGAAAGCUUUAAUGCAACGUAUUUUUGUCGAUUCUGUAAAAUGUCGAAAAAUGAUUCUCAUUCAUGCCCAGUGAAAAGAACAGAUCUUUUGCGCACUGAACAAAAUUAUAAUAAUGAUCUUCUUUUGAACAAUAUGAAGGAAACUGGCGUAAAAGAAAAUAGUGUAUGGAAUAAAGUUAAUUAUUUUCAUGUAACAGCUAAUGCUGCUGUAGAUAAAAUGCAUGAUUUUGAUGAAGGAGUAUACAAAUAUGGAAUGAGCCAUAUAUUAUAUCACUAUAUUUAUGAUAUCAAAAACGUAUCUCUUAAUAUUUUAAAUGAGCGUUUGAAAGGUAUUGAUUACGCUUCAAAUAAUAUUUCUAACAGACUUCCAUCUUUAAGAAAGGAUGAAGUGAGAAAGAAGAAAUUAUCUUUUUCAGCUAGUGAAAUGAGUUAUUUUUUGCUUUUAUUUCCAUUUAUUGUUGGAGAAGAUGUUUGCCAUGAUGAUGUAUGGGAAUAUUAUUUGAUUUUACGUAAGAUUCAUGAUUUAGUUAAUGCAAAAUAUCUCCAAGAGGAAUGCGCUGAGCUGCUUGGAGUGUUAAUAGAAGAACAUCAUGUAAAAUAUUGCAAUCUUUUUAUGGAUAAUCUAAAAGCAAAACAUCAUAAUACAUAAAUAACAUGACACAUUAUAAAUCUGUAAUGAAAAAAAGUGAACCUCCGUCUCAUUUAAGUGUUGCACGAUUUGAAUCAAAAAAUCUGUUGGAGAAAUUGUUUUUACCGGCCAAUCUCGUUCCACCCUUUGAUACCGACAGCGACCUUUUCUAUCUUUUUCU
Molecule: messenger RNA, 1373 nt
Organism: Formica exsecta
Lineage: Eukaryota; Metazoa; Arthropoda; Insecta; Hymenoptera; Formicidae
Exons: 2
Coding region: 263-1213 (316 amino acids)
Source: RefSeq, a predicted model, not a curated record